This is a messenger RNA of Drosophila persimilis, 985 nucleotides long. RefSeq names its product complex I intermediate-associated protein 30, mitochondrial (gene CIA30). The coding region runs from base 34 to 921 and encodes 295 amino acids. NCBI's taxonomy places the organism in Eukaryota, Metazoa, Arthropoda, Insecta, Diptera, Drosophilidae. The transcript is spliced from 2 exons. Gene Ontology annotation, biological process: mitochondrial electron transport, NADH to ubiquinone; mitochondrial respiratory chain complex I assembly. Gene Ontology annotation, cellular component: mitochondrion. The record is from RefSeq and is a predicted model, not a curated record.
AAUUUCAAUUUUCAAUUAAAAGCAAAUGGUAAUAUGUAUAAAUUGAUAAGACAAGGACAGCGCUUGAGCUGUUGGAUGCCGGCUGCCCACCAAGUACACACCACAGCCGUGCAAUGUACCUUUUGGGAGCGCGAAAAGAAAUCCGGCUACAAGACGAAACUGCCAGAGCCAUCCAAGAAACAGCUCAUAAUGGAUGGUCUACGGGACCUAAAGGAGGAGAUAAAGCUGUGGCGGAAGGAAGUGACGGAGCAGCUGGAAAGCGAUCCCAUACUGGUGUUUCGUCCUGGCGAAACGGAUGUGGUCUUCGACUUCAAGGCUCCAGACGUUCUGGACAAGUGGACUGUUACCACGGACGCGGACCACGGCGAAGGUAAGAGCACAGCCGCUCUGGAACUGAGUGCAGCCGGAGCGGGUCUCUUUCAUGGCGAAGUCAACUCGAACCACACAAAAGAUGGCAUAAUAAAGCGGACAGGCUAUGCCAAUAUACGCACAAAGCGAGUGCGGAAAUCCUUCAAGCGAGAGUCCACCUACGACUGGACGCAGUACAACAUGCUCAUCAUGAAGGUGCGCGGUGAUGGACGCAGCUAUCUGAUCAACCUGCACACCGAGGGCUACUUUGAUCUCAUGUGGAACGACAUCUACCACUAUGUGCUGUACACCCGCGGCGGCCCCCACUGGCAGAUCGCCAAGAUACCCUUCUCCAAGUUCUUCCUAUCCUCGAAAGGGCGAGUCCAGGAUCGCCAGGGGGCCAUACCGCUCAACAGGGUAACCCAUUUCGGCUUCUCCGUGGCGGCCAAAAAGGGUAUGGAUGGUCCCUUCGGCCUGGAAAUAGACUACGUGGGCCUGGAGUACGAUCCCAGCCACCGGGAGGAGUUUGCGUAUGAAAUGUACCAGACGCCCAAGUAUAUUGUGGCUACGUAAUGCCGAUAGGGGCUGUGUUAUUUAAUUGUAAAUUGUAAUCGAAAUAAACAGCAGUUUGUUUCUA